Lepus europaeus (European hare) is the source of this 3135-nucleotide messenger RNA. Its product is annotated as zinc finger protein 665-like. Gene Ontology annotation, cellular component: nucleus. The record is from RefSeq and is a predicted model, not a curated record. NCBI's taxonomy places the organism in Eukaryota, Metazoa, Chordata, Mammalia, Lagomorpha, Leporidae. Gene Ontology annotation, biological process: regulation of DNA-templated transcription. The transcript has 4 exons. The annotation marks the transcript as partial.
AUGAUAGCAUUUGAAGACCUGGCCGUGUACUUUAGCUGGGAGGAAUGGCAGAACAUGAACAAUGCUCAGAAAAUCCUAUACAGAGAUGUGAUGUUGGAGACCUACAGCAGCCUCUUCUCCUUGGGGCACUGCAUUACCAAACCUGACUUAAUCUUCAAGUUGGAGCAAGGAGAAGAGCCAUGGAUGGUGGACAAAUGCUUGAAUCAGAGCCUUUCAGGUCAGUCUGCAAAUAAGAGACAGGAGGCCAAAGCAGAAAGUGUGCAUAUGUUGACUGGUAGUCUUUCCAUGAAUUUUUCUCAAGCCUUACUCCUGAUGACAGCUGGUUUUGUGGAUCAGACACAGGCAUAUAGAGAUACCAUGGUCAUGAAAAGGGAUGACCUGGUUAGGAUCAACCAGGAAAGUCAGGACACAAAUCUGAAUCAGGAUUUUAUGAAAAAUAACAAGACAUCAGCUCACAAGAGAAUUGAAUUAAGAAAAACCCUUAGUUUAAAUUCAAGCCAUAUUCCAACACUGAUUAUUAAAAAGGGAAUCUAUUCAGGAUUGAAGCCUGAGGAAUGCAAUAAAUGUCACACUAUGUAUCCUCCCAGUGGGCCUGAUCAACUACAGGCUGGAGAGAAAUUUGAUACCACUACAAUACCUGAAAAAUCUCUCCAGUUCUGUGAGCCUCUUAAUCAGCAUGACAAUAUUCACAUCAUGAAGCAGCCAUUUGGACCCACUGGACAAGCAAAAGUCUUCACAAGAAAGAUGUUCUGGAAAUCUGAGAGGGUUCAUAUGGCAGAAAACUGUAAUAAAUCAACUGUCACUUUUGGAAAAGCAACUCAAAUAGAAAAAGCUAUCCAUGAAAAUUAUAGCCUCAAUAUGCAUCAACAAACUCACACAAGAAAGAAAUUUUAUAAGUACAUUAGCUAUGUUGAACCUGUCAUUCACCAAUCACAUCUUGCAAUAAAUCAGAGACUAAAUACAAGGGAAAAACUUUACACAUCCUUUGGACAAAAGUCAGUCCUCAGGAAAUGUGAACAAAUUCACACAGCAGAGAAACCUCAUGAAUCUAGUGACUGUGGAAAAGCCUUUACACAAAGGUCAUACCUCAUAAACCAUCAGCGAAUUCACACAGGGGAAAAACUUUAUAAAUGCCUUCAUUGUGGAAGAGGCUUUCUAUGGAAGUCAGUCCUCAUCGUACACCAGAGAAUUCACACAGGGGAGAAACCCUAUGAAUGUAAUGACUGUGGAAAAGCCUUUGGACACAAGUCACACUUCAUCAUACAUCAGCGAAUUCACAGAGAGGAGAAACUUCAUAAAUGUAAUGACUGUGGAAAAGCAUUUGGAAGAAAGUCAUACCUCAUAUUACACCAGAGAAUUCAUACAGGGGAGAAACCUCAUGAAUGUAAUGACUGUGGAAAAGCCUUUGGAAGAAAGUCACAGCUCCUCAUACAUCAGCGAAUUCACACAGGGGAGAAACCUCAUAAAUGUUAUGACUGUGGAAAAGCCUUUGCACGAAAGUCAGACCUCAUCGUACACCAGCGAAUUCACACAGGGCAGAAACCUCAUGAAUGUUAUGACUGUGGAAAAGCCUUUGGACGCAAGUCAAACCUCAUGAAACAUCAGCGAAUUCACACAGGGCAGAAACCUCAUAAAUGUAAUGACUGUGGAAAAGCAUUUGGACACAAGUCACACCUCAUCAUACACCAGCAAAUUCACACAGGGGAGAAACCUCAUGAAUGUAAUGACUGUGGAAAAGCCUUUGGACAAAAGUCAAACCUCAUGAAACAUCAGCGAAUUCACACAGGGGAGAAAGCUCAUGAAUGUAAUGACUGUGGAAAAGCAUUUGGAAGAAAGUCACACCUCAUCAUACACCAGAGAAUUCACACAGGGGAGAAACCUCAUGAAUGUAAUGACUGUGGAAAAGCCUUUGGAAGAAAGUCACAGCUCCUCAUACAUCAGCGAAUUCACACAGGGGAGAAACCUCAUAAAUGUAAUGACUGUGGAAAAGCCUUUGCACGAAAGUCAGACCUCAUUGUACACCAGCGAAUUCACACAGGGCAGAAACCUCAUGAAUGUUAUGACUGUGGAAAAGCCUUUGGACGCAAGUCAAACCUCAUGAAACAUCAGCGAAUUCACACAGGGCAGAAACCUCAUAAAUGUAAUGACUGUGGAAAAGCAUUUGGACACAAGUCACACCUCAUCAUACACCAGCAAAUUCACACAGGGGAGAAACCUCAUGAAUGUAAUGACUGUGGAAAAGCAUUUGGAAGAAAGUCACACCUCAUCAUACACCAGAGAAUUCACACAGGGGAGAAACCUCAUGAAUGUAAUGACUGUGGAAAAGCCUUUGGAAGAAAGUCACAGCUCCUCAUACAUCAGCGAAUUCACACAGGGGAGAAACCUCAUGAAUAUAAUGACUGUGGAAAAGCCUUUGCACGAAAGUCAGACCUCAUCGUACACCAGCGAAUUCACACAGGGCAGAAACCUCAUGAAUGUAAUGACUGUGGAAAAGCCUUUGGACACAAGUCACACCUCAUCAUACACCAGCAAAUUCACACAGGGGAGAAACCUCAUGAAUGUAAUGACUGUGGAAAAGCAUUUGGACACAAGUCAAACCUCAUGAAACAUCAGCGAAUUCACACAGGGGAGAAAGCUCAUGGAUGUAAUGACUGUGGAAAAGCAUUUGGAAGAAAGUCACACCUCAUCAUACACCAGAGAAUUCACACAGGGGAGAAACCUCAUGAAUGUAAUGACUGUGGAAAAGCCUUUGGACAAAAAUCAGACCUCAUAAAACAUCAGUGAAUUCACACAGGGCAGAAACCUCAUGAAUGUAAUGACUGUGGAAAAGCUUUUGGACAAAAAUCAGACCUCAUAAAACAUCAGCGAAUUCACACAGGGGAGAAACCUCAUAAAUGUAAUGACUGUGGAAAAGCAUUUGGACAAAAGUCACACCUCAUCAUACACUAGAGAAUUCACACAGGGCAGAAACCUCAUGAAUGUAAUGACUGUGGAAAAGCCUUUGGACAAAAGUCAGGCCUCAUCGUACAACAGAGAAUUCACACAGGGCAGAAACCUCAUAAAUGUAAUGACUGUGGAAAAGCCUUUGGACAAAAGUCAGACCUCAUAAACCAUCAGCGAAUUCACACAGGGGAG